Formica exsecta is the source of this 1484-nucleotide messenger RNA. RefSeq lists its product as uncharacterized. Gene Ontology annotation, molecular function: 1-phosphatidylinositol-3-kinase regulator activity. Gene Ontology annotation, biological process: phosphatidylinositol phosphate biosynthetic process; protein ubiquitination; regulation of growth. Gene Ontology annotation, cellular component: phosphatidylinositol 3-kinase complex. The record is from RefSeq and is a predicted model, not a curated record. The transcript is spliced from 3 exons. The coding region runs from base 199 to 1386 and encodes 395 amino acids. NCBI's taxonomy places the organism in Eukaryota, Metazoa, Arthropoda, Insecta, Hymenoptera, Formicidae.
UCCAUUGGUGUCUGUCUGAUAAAUUUUUGAUUGUGUGCUGCGAUUUUUGAGAUAAUUCCGGGAGCGAAAAUAUCGUUGUGUUUACGGUCGCGUAAAAGGGCCGCGAAAAAUAGAUGGCAUGUGCAAGGUGCUACGGCGAAAACGACAGGUGUAAUAAUAAUAAUAAUUCACUUGGAGAGCUCGCAUACCACACUUAACAUGAUAAAUCCAAACUCCGAUUCGGAAUCGGUUAUAAGUACCGCUAUGGAACGAGUAGGCGCACGACAGAAGUCGAAGCAUGGAACAAGCGGGAGAUUCGCGACCUUUAUUUGGCGACGCGAGAGUAAUCCGCGACAAGAAUGCAAGAGGAACGACUCGACGAAUGACACCAAGGACAUGGAGCAUAGGUUAAAAAAUCCUUCAAGUAGCAAGGUGUCGUUCAAUUUUUUCAGGAAUAUCAAGAAACACUUGCAAAUAAAAAACCUGUGCAAAUCCAAGCAAAAGAGCAGAGAGACAGAUGUGUUAAGCCCUUGUUCAAAUCAGAACAACAUUAUAUCUGUUCAUGAACCUUUUCAUUCUUGCCAAGAGCGAGAACUUUCAAAUAACGAGCAAGAGAUCUCAUCGAUCAGACAACCUUUGUAUGAAAAUAGAUUGGGCGAUGUACUUGAAAAUUCCUGCCAUAGUACUAAACAAAAUAUAGAUAAUAUUAAUACACAAUAUUAUGGUGCAACUGGCAUGAAUCUUCUUAUAGUUCCUACCAGGCAACGAGAUGAAUUAAUACAUGAUAUUGCAACUGUUUAUGCAACACCUAGUUGUUCCGAUGCUACAAUGGCAGUUCCUAGUGCAAUAGCGAAAGUUCCUUGCAAUAUGAAUGAAACGAUAAGUAAUGAGCAUAAAGUCAAAGCAAGUCUUGCAAAAGAAUUGCUCAAUUUAAGUAAAUAUGGAUGGUAUUGGGGUCCUAUAUCGGGAGAUGAAGCUGAUGCCAAGCUCAUAUCUGAACCAGAUGGUGCAUUCUUGGUUCGAGAUUCAUCAGACGAUAGAUACGUCCUAACGCUUAGUUUUAAAUCAUCUGGGAAGAUGCUACAUGCGCGUAUGGAACACAGUGGCGGUCUAUUUUCUCUGUGCAAUCAAUGUACAGAGAGUGAAGGCUUUACUUCGGUGGCUGCUUUGAUAAAUCAUUCCAUGAAUUUCAGCCAAUCUGCUGUCAUUUGUUAUUCGAGGCCGAAAUAUCCGGGAUAUCCAUCUUUUCCAGUUAGAUUAACAAAACCAGUGAGCAGGUUUACACAAGUAAGAAGUUUACAGUAUCUUUGCCGUUUUGUCAUUCGCCAGAAUACUAGAUUAGAUAACAUACACAAAUUGCCUUUGCCAAAAACUAUUAAAGGAUAUAUUCAAGAAGCUCACUAUUGAUAUCUAAUGGACAGAAAGAUAAAUUUUAAAAAGAGAUUAAUGAUGAAAAUAUUUUUAUAAAAAAAUAUUCUAAGAAUAUUCUAUUCUUGUUAAUAAAA